Messenger RNA from Yarrowia lipolytica CLIB122, 2175 nucleotides. RefSeq lists its product as uncharacterized. Gene Ontology annotation, molecular function: protein-membrane adaptor activity. Gene Ontology annotation, cellular component: meiotic nuclear membrane microtubule tethering complex; nuclear envelope. NCBI's taxonomy places the organism in Eukaryota, Fungi, Ascomycota, Dipodascomycetes, Dipodascales. The record is from RefSeq and is a predicted model, not a curated record.
AUGUUCUCAAAUACGCCGUUACGAUCCAAGAGUAGAGACAGACACGCUGGUGGCCUCAAGUCGCGUAAGAGCGUGCAAUGGCAAACAGAGACCGAAAAACACGACCCUCAAACGUCGACUCUGGAAGGAAAUAGAAGCCCCAGGCAACCACACAACUCGUCCGAACUGUCGUUAGACGGAUCCAAGCGACAUCAGGAUUUUUAUGACUACAGUGAGGAGCAGGCCUUGUUCGAUUUGCUGCAAUCAGAUCCCGAAAAGGUGACCCAGAUGCUCACGGAGAUGGACAUCUCUGAAGAGGAGGAACAUGGGCUACAGCAGGAAGACAAAGCAUCUCUCGUGAACACAAUUCAAGAACUGGCCUUAAAAGGGGCCGAGUACACGGGGGACGCGUUGCGCAAGGGCGUCACUCCUGCCGUCAAGGCUCUCCUGGCUGCGGCAUUCUUCUACUACGUCGCUACGCAUGUUUCGUUACCUGGUAUCGGCAACAACAACAAGAUCCCAGCAUUCGAGCCUCCGGUCGAACCACCACAAGACAUCUCCGAGCUGUCUAGCCGACUACAGAGACUCGAAUCUGAGCUGUCUCGCGUUGGUUCGGAUUCAGAUAGCUCUUCUGAAUGGAUCUCAAUCAACAAGGUGGUCAUUAAGGAGCUUCCCUCAAAGGUGGAGUCCGUGGAGAAGGCGCUUGGAGGAAUUGAUGUGGAGGCACGAAAGCUGGGAAAGUCCAUGGAGAAAAUCACAAAAGAUACCCGGCUUCUUCUGGACGACAACAGCGCCUUCUCCGAUACUCAGAAGAAGUGUGUUUCGGAGCUGGAAUCGCUCAAGCAGCAGCUCGUCAGACAACGAGAGGCAAUCAAUGCCAUCAAGUCGAAUGAAAUGGAUACCACGCCUGCUCUGGCUAUUCUGGGAGGCACUGUUGAACGAAUUGAUGGAGACUUGACAAGAUUGGCUGCUGAUCUGGAGAAACAAAGGAAGCUGGACUCCAAACAUAUCACUCAGCUAGUCACUGAGGCCAUUGAGAAGGCUGUGCCAGAGAACCGGCCUGAUUUAUUCAUCGAUACCAAACACCAAUUUGAAGAUUACAUUGCCUCUAUUGUUCCAGAAAUCAAGGCCGAAGUUCUGGAGAUUGUUUCUUCCUCUAAACAUGCCACUAACGACACGGUUGACUUCUCUGCUCUCAUUUCCAAAGCUGUGGCUCAAAAGGUGGCUGAAUUGGACUUGGAGUCUCUGUUUGUUAACCCCGACGAGCUCAAAACAGUUCUAAAUGAAGAGAUUGGACAGGUGAAGAGCCAUGUGGAUGCCAAGGUUGGAAAGGUGGAAACAGAAGUCGCACAAGUCAAGUCAGAGGUUGGCCAAGUCAAAUCGGAGGUGGACCACAUUCAGUCAAACAUCCGCCAUAUCGAGAGUGAGGUGGCUCAGGUUGAGGCCAACAAAACUUCCACAUCUCGAACACCUAGAGAAGAGGGGGUUGCAGAGAAAAUCAUUAACUUUGCCUCGCUGAUCAACGGGGCUCGAAUAGAUACAGAACGCACCACUGCUCUCUAUGAUCCCUGGAGUGGAAGUAACCCCGUGUACUGGGCAUUCCGAAGAUCUCUCUCUACUAUGGGCAUUGGAAAGCCUCUCGUCCGAAGACCCUGGGUGGCUCUCAUUGGGGACAUGUCUGGAGGAAGCUGCUGGCCUUUCAAUGGACGAAGGGGCCAACUGGCAGUCAAGCUGGCCGCCAAAAUGGUGCCCACUUCGUUCUCUCUACGACACGCAGUGGCAGCCGACGACAUGUUCCUGGGUUCAGCCCCGCGGUUCUUCAAUAUCUGGAUCAAGGUAGACGACUCCAAGCUCAGAGACCAGAUCAACACUGCGUCUGAAGCGUACCGCCCUUACAACAUUCCUUGGGACUACAUUCUGGUCGGCCAGUACGAAUUCGACCCUGCCGAGAAUGCCAAUUCAUGGUACCCAGUGCCCCAGAACAUCCGCAACCUCGAAAUCCAGACUGAGGAGACCAUUUUCGAGUUUGUUGAAAACUGGGGCCAUGACAGGUUUACUUGUGUGUAUCAAGUGGGUGUCCAUGGUGUUCAGGCCAUUUCAGAAGAGGAGGAAGUUGAAGCAGAGGUGAUUGAAGAGACUGAAGACAUCACAGCCGAAGAAGAUCAGGAAGAUCAGUCUGUUGUGAAAGACGUCUAG